UUCCUCUCUCCCUCCCUCCUUUGUCCCCUCAGCAUUUCUCCAUGGUGUUUUUCUCGUGCUGUGUCUGAAUGGAGAAGCCGGAUUCCCCGGACACGGCUCGCCCAUCGCCGCCGGGUGCAGGGCUCGCCGAUGAUGAGGUUCCUGUUGCCACGGCGGCGAGGGCCGAGGGAGCCGUCAGCUCCAAACUCUUUAGGUGUGCGUGUGUGAGACGAUGGCUGCCGCUGGCCUACCGAGAGGAACUCUACCACGUCGUCCUUCUCACAUGGCCAGUGCUGCUGUCUCGGAUGCUGAACUUCCUCCAGCAAUUUGUUAUCGGCGUCUUCUGCGGUCACAUCGGUAAUGCAGAACUGGCUGGAUACGCUCUGGCCUCAGCGAUGAUUAAUGUGACCAUAACCGCAACAGGCUAUGGCCUCUCCCUGGCCUGUGACACGCUCAUUUCUCAGACAUUCGGCAGUGGGAACAUGAAACGUGUGGGCGUCAUCCUCCAGAGGAGCUCAUUGAUCCUGCUGCUGUUCUGCCUGCCCUGUUGGGGUCUUCUCAUCAACACUCAGAACCUGCUGCUCAUCAUGCACCAAGAGCACGAGGUGGCCAGAAUCGCUCAGAUCUACGUGAUGGCAUUUAUUCCAGCUGUUCCAGCCAUGUACCUGCUCCAGCUGCAAGUGUCUUACUUACAAAACCAAGGGAUCACUCAGCCUCAGAUGUACACAGCAGCAGCAGCAAACGUUGUUAAUUUGGGGGCCAACUACGUCUUAAUUCACAGCCUCGAGAUGGGAGUCAUUGGAUCAGCAAUAGCUAACAGCCUCUGUCAGAUCACUUCCUGCCUGCUGCUCUACGGCUACAUCAGAUGGAAGAAGCUUCAUCUGCCUACAUGGGGAGGCUGGUCCACCGCCUGUCUGCAGGACUGGGGCUCCUAUAUGAAGCUGGCUAUUCCCAGUACAUUGAUGGUCUGCUUUGAUUGGUGGGUCUGGGAUAUUGGGGGUUUCCUUGCUGGUGUACUGGGCGAGUUGGAUCUGGCUGCCCAGCAGGUGAUGUUGGAAGUAGCAGCCAUUACAUUUAUGUUCCCUCUAGGUUUCCAUGUAGCUGCCUGUGUGCGUGUUGGGAACGCUCUGGGGGCCGGGAACCCAGCAACAGCCAUAAUCACCUGCAAAGUGUCACUGGUUAUGUCAGGGGCGCUUGCUGUGUUCCAGGGUAUCGUCAUCAUGAGCACUAAGAACGUCAUUGGCUACAUAUUUACAACUGAUGAAAAAAUUGUGGAGAUUGUCUCUGUUAGCCUCAUAGUCUACACAUUUCUACAAUUUUUCGAUGCUAUUCUGUGCGUCUGCUCAGGGAUUCUUAUUGGAGCUGGGAUGCAGAAAAUUGCGGCCUUGUCCAACCUGGUGUGUUGCUACUGCAUCGGUCUGCCGGUGGGAAUCGCUCUGAUGUUUCCUGCCAAGCUCAGAAUAUUAGGUUUGUGGCUCGGCAUCUUGACGUGUGUUUUCUUUGAGAUGAGUUUCUUCCUCUUUCUAAUCUUCAAACUCAACUGGAAGAAACUCUCAUACAAGGCUCAACUGCGAGCCGGAAAGAAAAUGGUGGUGAUACCGACGCGGCGUGGCAGUACACUGCUGGGUGAGGCCGUGGUGCCUGACACCUCAGACUUCCCCGAAACAGCCCAGUUGGAUGGUAAAGAAGCUCCUAAAACGGAGGGCUACAGUCCAGUCAACAGCCAGGACCAGGAGCUGAAAGCGGGUCACGAGGCCAACAACACGAAUACAGGAAGAGCCGAGGCGGAUGCCGAAAGUACCAAAAAGACUUCAAGCACCAAAACUGCGGCGCUGCUUUCUGUCACCGAGCUGAUCUUGCGCCGGGGAUUCGUCUUCUUGGUUUCGGUUCUCAUUUUACUAACAGGUGUCGCUUGUCACAUUGCUUUCCCUGUACAGGAGGCCUCCACUCAGAGCAGGUUCAACUUGACCCAGAACUGGACUAAUGACUCUAGUCUUACAACGCUGACUCCACAGGACCUGACCCUAAAGCUCGGUCUUUGACCUCUGGAUGUAGACAUCUAGCUGCCAUGUCUCAGUGCUGCACUCUUCCACUAAUCCACAAAAAGCUGGAAGCAACAUCAAAUGAGACUGAAACGGGCAUGAUGUCACAAAGAUCAAGAUUCAACCUGAGCAACAUGUGAUGCUAAACCUGGACGACAACACACACAAUAAAUACCUCACGAAAAGACAACUGGGACGUCAAGAAACAGACGUCCACAGACAGCUUCUGUUUUUUACCACUUUUUUCUUAUCUCGAUUAACAUUUUGUGCCAGUGACAUUAUCUCUCUUAUUGACUGAUUGAUGAAUGACGAUAAUGAAUAUUAAGCUUGUUAUUUUUUACUGUAGGUCGACGGCCAAAAUAACAUAUGGUCAUAUGAUGUUACCUUAAUCUAGAAAAGUAGCAUUGAAACUAACCAAGCCAAAUAUUAAAACUGCAGACUGAA
Pseudoliparis swirei is the source of this 2465-nucleotide messenger RNA. RefSeq names its product multidrug and toxin extrusion protein 1-like. Gene Ontology annotation, cellular component: membrane. Lineage: Eukaryota; Metazoa; Chordata; Actinopteri; Perciformes; Liparidae. Gene Ontology annotation, biological process: xenobiotic detoxification by transmembrane export across the plasma membrane. The record is from RefSeq and is a predicted model, not a curated record. Gene Ontology annotation, molecular function: antiporter activity; xenobiotic transmembrane transporter activity. The transcript has 17 exons. Bases 69 to 2021 code for a protein of 650 amino acids.